Cynara cardunculus var. scolymus (artichoke) is the source of this 2802-nucleotide messenger RNA. RefSeq names its product heat shock 70 kDa protein 16-like. Bases 117 to 2432 code for a protein of 771 amino acids. The transcript has 10 exons. The record is from RefSeq and is a predicted model, not a curated record. Lineage: Eukaryota; Viridiplantae; Streptophyta; Magnoliopsida; Asterales; Asteraceae. Gene Ontology annotation, molecular function: ATP-dependent protein folding chaperone; ATP binding. Gene Ontology annotation, cellular component: cytosol; nucleus. Gene Ontology annotation, biological process: protein folding.
UAUCUAUCGGUCAUUUAGGUCUCUCGGAGAAAAAGCUCACGCGAUAGUUAAUAGGGUGUAGGUAGGGUUCAUAACUGAAUCAGACAUUGGGUAAUACUUUCCGAGGAAAUUUUGAAAUGAGUGUGAUUGGGUUUGAUAUUGGGAACGAAAACUGUGUUAUUGCAGCCGCAAGGCACCGUGGGAUUGAUGUAUUGUUAAAUGAUGAAUCAAACCGUGAGACGCCUGCUGUGGUGUCUUUCGGUGAGAAGCAACGGUUCUUGGGUUCUGCAGGGGCUGCAUCUGCUACUAUGAACCCUAGAUCCACUAUUUCUCAGGUUAAGAGGUUGAUAGGAACCAAAUAUAAGAAUUCCUGGGUGCAGGAUGAUCUUAAGUUGCUGCCAUUCGAGACUAGUGAGGCCCCUGAUGGUGGUAUUUUGAUUCAUUUACAGUAUUUGAAUGAAAGAUGCACAUUUACGCCCAUUCAGAUACUGGGGAUGCUGUUUGCACAUUUAAAACAAAUGGCCGAGAAAAAUCUUGAAAUCCCUGUUUCAGAUUGUGUGAUUGGGAUUCCGUCAUACUUUACAGACGUGCAAAGGCGUGCUUAUCUUGAUGCUGCACAUAUCGGAGGUUUAAGACCAUUGAGAUUGAUGCAUGAUUGUACUGCAACUGCACUAGGUUAUGGUAUUUACAAGACUGAUUUUGCCGAUUCAGGACCUACAAAUGUUGUGUUUGUUGACAUUGGACAUUGUGACACUCAGAUUACAGUUGUGGCUUUUGAACAAGGUCAUAUGAAAGUUCUGUCCCAUUCUUUUGAUAACCAUUUGGGUGGUAGAGAUUUCGAUGAAGUUUUGUUUAAAUAUUUUGCGGCAAAGUUUAGGGAACAGUACAAUAUUGAUGUUUAUUCAAAUACUCGAGCUUGUAUAAGGCUAAGGUCAUCUUGUGAGAAGCUGAAGAAAGUUUUAAGUGCGAAUCCAGAAGCACCGCUUAAUAUCGAAUGCUUAAUGGAUGAGAAAGAUGUCAAAGGCUUCAUAAAGAGAGAUGAUUUUGAGGAUCUGUGUUCCAACUUGCUUGAAAGAAUUAGCAUUCCUUGUCAUAAAGCUGUAAAUGAUGCGGGACUAAGUGUUGAUAAAAUAUAUUCUGUCGAGCUUGUUGGUUCUGGUUCCCGAAUACCAGCUAUUAUGAGGAAAUUAUCUACUCUCUUUGGAAGAGAACCAAGGAGGACGUUAAAUGCAAGCGAGUGUGUUGCUAGAGGAUGUGCACUUCAGUGUGCAAUGCUUAGCCCGACUUUCCGAGUUAGAGAGUAUGAGGUUCAAGAUUCAUUUCCUUUUUCUAUUGGACUUCAGACAGAAGAAGGCAAAAACAUCACACUACCCAAUGGCGUCUUGUUUUUGAAAGGCCAUCCAUUUCCAUGUGUUAAGAUGCUUACAUUGCAUAGAAGUAAUACUUUCCACUUGGAAAUCAUUUAUGCCAAUGAGAAUGACCUGCCUGUUGGAGUACCACCUAAAGUCAGCUAUUCCACGAUCGGUCCUUUCCAAGUGUUGAGUGCAGAAAAAGCGGAGGUUAAAGUUAGAGUUCACCUAAACCUUCAUGGAAUUGUAACAAUAGAAUCUGCUUCUCUUAUAGAAGAAGAGUACUCUAGUAACAAUGCUAAUCUGCCUUCAGAACAGAAGGUGGUCGACAAUCAUAUGACAAAUGGUGCUGCUGAUUACAAAUAUGCCGAUUCUAGCCCUUCUACAACACACGCUGCUGAUGAAACGAGAAAAGGCAAGAGACGUAGGCAGAAUAUUACAGUUUCUGAGAAUGUGUAUGGUGGAACAACAAGAGAUGAGGUACGAGAUGCUCAAGAGAAAGAAAGGAUGUUGGCAGAACAAGACAUAAAGAUGGAGCGAACUAAAGAAAUGAAGAACACCCUCGAAGCUUUUGUCUAUGAUACACGCAAUAAGCUUCUAAGUUCGUACCGGAGCUUUGCCACAGAGGAAGAGAAGGAGAGAAUCUCUAGAAAUCUGCAAGAAACUGAAGACUGGCUAUAUGAAGACGGUGAUGAUGAAUCUGAGCUGGUAUAUGCCGGAAGGUUGGAGGAUCUCAGAAAGGUGGUAGAUCCUAUUGAAAGUAGAUACAAGGACGAAGAUGCUCGAGCACAAGCAACAAGAAAUCUGUUAAAUUGUAUUACAGAAUAUCGUACGGCUGCAGAUUCACUGACCCCUACUGAGAAAGACGUGGUUUACAGUGAAUGCAGCAAAGCUGAGCAGUGGUUGCGCGAGAAAACCCAACUGCAGGAUUCAAUGCCCAAAAAUGCUGACCCUAUAGUCUUUUCAAGUGAAAUUAAUCGAAAAGCAGAGGUUCUUGAGAGAAUGUGCAAGCACGUAAUGAAAAACAAGGGUCCAUCUUCAAAUUAUGAGGAUGCCAUGGGUUCAAACCAAAAGGACAAACCUGAUGACAUGUAUGUAGAUUGAUGAUAUCAAUACAAUUCUUCGUUGAGAUCUUGCAGCUUAUGGUUUUUCUCGUGUCGAGAGAAACAACCAAUUUUCAAAGUUGUCUCAAUCCAGAAUCAACAUUCGGAGGUAAGAACUAGUUUUUGUUUGCCUUCAUGGUACCAUUUUGACUCGAAACUCGAUCAUUGAUGGAGCCUGUUCCGUGCGAAUGGUUAAUUUCGUGAUAAUGAUGGCUCCGCGGUUAAAUGUAUCAUCAUAUAUACGGUGUUGAUUGCUUGUGCCAUAUGUGGAAUUGAGUUGUGUACUUGCAUUGUGUAUUGAAAUAUGAUAAUUGGUCCUUGGUUAAUAUUGUGAUCAUUUGACGUUUUUCAUCGGUCUUUCGAGACAGAAA